AUGCCUUAUUCCAGACGCUCCUCAGGUUCUGAUGCCGAAUAUGUAUUGAUGCCAGUUCGCAGUCAUGCGGGUAGCGAGUAUGGACGCUCUCGUCGUGGCGGUGACGGGCGGCGCUCUCCCGUGGAGGCGGUGGUCAAUAACUAUCUAGGCGUGCCUCAGCAACGACCUCGGGCUUCAAGUCAAGGCGGGGGACCUGCACCUACUAUCGUGAACAUUGGGACCCUCCCAUCCGAAAGAGGCCAUAGCCGGUCCCGCAGCCGUCAUCGUCGCAGAAGCAGGAGCAGGAGUCGAUCCAGUUCCGAAUAUUCUAGCGAUCGAUCCAGAUCAUACCAUCGCAGCCGUCGUGGAAGCUACCGACCAAAGAAGGUGGUGGGCGAGGAUGACGUUCCAUACCACCUUCGUAAGGAAAUCGACUACGCUCGGCUCUCGCGAAAAGAAGAGGAGGAGAGAAGACUGAUGGAGAGGAUGAAGAAAGAUCGUGAAGAGGCCAAGAAACAAUGGCAGUACGAAGAAGAGAAGGAGAAGGAGCGUGCCAAACGAGACCGUGAGGAUGCAAAGAGGCGAUGGCAGAUCGAGGAAGAUCUCGAGAAGGAACGCAAGAAGAAAGAGCGUGAGGCAGUCCUGCUGGAGGCCAAACUGGAAGAAGAACGGAAAAAGAAAGAAGCCGAAGAGUUGAGGAAAAAGGUGCUGAAAGACGAGGAAGAAAGAAUCAAGAAAGAGAAGGAGAAGAAGAAGGCUGAGGAGGAAGAGUUUGAGCGAAAGGUCAAAGAGAAGUUCAUGAAGGCCGGCUACAGUCCAGACUACAUUGAGGAAGUGCUGCACAAGAAGAAAGAAGAAAAGACGACAUUGGCAAUUGAUCUUCAUCGGCCGACUUACAUCAAAGUCAAUCGCAAAUAUCUACAUCCUGAUACUCUGGAUGCCUACGGACUACCUUGGGAAUGGGACGGGCGAGACGAGGAAUACAUCAUCAUCAAGAAAUACAUCGACCACAGUCUACAGGACGAGUUGUUUGAACACACACGGAAACUCAAAGAGCGCAAACUCAUCACCGGUCCCUACAUUAAGGAGACCAAGACCAUCACCACACUGACGCCCAAUGACACUUUUGUCAAGAAAGGUGAUAAAAUGUAUGUCGUCCGUGAGAAGAGUCAGACUCGGAGCAAGAGUCCUGCUGGUCGAAGAUCUAGCUGGAUGUUCACAUGA
Messenger RNA from Exophiala bonariae, 1203 nucleotides. RefSeq lists its product as uncharacterized. Bases 1 to 1203 code for a protein of 400 amino acids. The transcript is spliced from 3 exons. NCBI's taxonomy places the organism in Eukaryota, Fungi, Ascomycota, Eurotiomycetes, Chaetothyriales, Herpotrichiellaceae. The record is from RefSeq and is a predicted model, not a curated record.